Adineta steineri is the source of this 693-nucleotide messenger RNA. The record is from the annotation of a GenBank genome assembly. Lineage: Eukaryota; Metazoa; Rotifera; Eurotatoria; Adinetida; Adinetidae.
AUGAUGAAUUGUAUUGUGAAUGCUCGAACAAAUCGUUAUUUACCAAAACAAAUUUCUUCAUCGACUGAAAAUUAUGAAACCGAACAUUUUCAUUAUGAUCAUUUAACAAAUUCAAUUGAUUGUAAACUUUUAAUAAAAAAUCCUUUUCAAUCGUACUUUCAACAAGUUUAUCCAACGAUAAUUAAUGAACAUGAAUUAACAAAUGAUAUGUUAGAUGUUAUUAAAUCGUAUACAGAUAGUCUUUCUAAUGAAUGUUAUAUGAAAACAAAUUUAAAUUUACUUAGUGCAAAUGUUAAUGAUAUUGAUUGGAUAUAUGUUAAUAAACUUCGUUCAUUAAUUCGUGGAUUAAAUCAAUCUAAUAUUAAACAUGUUUAUUAUCGUGGUUUAACUUUAAGUGAAAAAGAAAUUGAAUAUUAUAUGCAACGAAAAAAUGAUUAUUAUUAUACAAAUUCAUUUUUAUCAUUUACAAUUGAUCGUUUAUUAAUAUAUGGAGGUAAUGCAAUAAUUAUAUUAAAAACAGAUAAUUCAAGUGAAUUAGCAAAGAAAAAUCUCGCUAAUAUAUGGAAAUGGAGUACAUUAAGUGAAGAAAAAGAAGCUCUUUUAGUUGUUGGAACAAAAUUAAAAAUUUUGAGUGUACAUUACUUUGGUUAUAAAUGGGAAAUUGAAGUUGAACUAGCUGAUGAUAAUGAAUAA